UGCUUUUUAUUCCAGCCCAACAAAAUUCAACUCAUUCCAACAAUAAAACCAAGCCUCCCCAUUUUCAGCAAAACCCUAACCCUAGAUCGACCCAGCCGCUCUGAAGACACAGAGCUCCUUCAUCUCAGGGUUUCAAUGGCGAAGUCGAAGAACCACACGGCCCACAACCAGUCCUACAAGGCCCACAAGAACGGCAUAAAGAAACCCAGGAAGCACAGGAACUCCUCAACCAAAGGGAUGGACCCUAAGUUCUUGAGGAAUCAGAGGUACGCGAGGAAGCACAACAAGGCGAACGGAGGGUCUGGAUCUGAGAAAGAGGAGUAGAGCUUGAACAGUGUUAGGUUCUACGUUUCGUUGAUAUUAUGCUUUAAUUUGAUAUCUUAUGUUUCCUUAAAAGUUGGAUUAACGAUUGAUCUUAUGCUUAUGUUUUUAAUAUGCUACUGCUGAAUUGUGGGAUGUUUGAGUAAUUACAUCAUUUCGCAUUAGACCUAUUCCGGGUUUUCA
Asparagus officinalis (garden asparagus) is the source of this 504-nucleotide messenger RNA. RefSeq names its product 60S ribosomal protein L29-1-like. Gene Ontology annotation, cellular component: ribosome; cytosolic large ribosomal subunit. Gene Ontology annotation, molecular function: structural constituent of ribosome. Lineage: Eukaryota; Viridiplantae; Streptophyta; Magnoliopsida; Asparagales; Asparagaceae. The transcript is spliced from 3 exons. The coding region runs from base 136 to 324 and encodes 62 amino acids. The record is from RefSeq and is a predicted model, not a curated record. Gene Ontology annotation, biological process: cytoplasmic translation.